UGUGCCCGUGGCUCCAGAGGUGCACCGUACUCCCAGAGAAAUCCCAAGAUUCUGACACAAUGAGAAAACAUCUGGGUGGAUGCUGGUUGGCCAUUGUCUGUGUCCUGCUCUUCAGCCAGCUGUCCUCAGUCAAGGCGAGAGGCAUUAAGCACAGAAUCAAGUGGAACCGGAAGGCCUUGCCAAGUACAUCCCAGGUCACGGAGGUCCACACUGCAGAGAUCCGCCCAGGGGCCUUCAUCAAGCAAGGCCGAAAGCUGGAUAUCGACUUCGGAGCUGAGGGCAAUAGGUACUACGAGGCCAACUAUUGGCAGUUCCCUGAUGGGAUCCAUUACAAUGGCUGCUCUGAGGCCAACGUCACCAAGGAGAAGUUUGUCACCAGCUGCAUCAAUGCCACCCAGGCGGUGAACCAGGAGGAACUGUCCCACGAGAAACAAGACAACAAGCUUUACCAGCGGGUCCUGUGGCGGCUGAUCAGGGAGCUCUGCUCCAUAAAGCAGUGUGAUUUUUGGUUGGAAAGGGGAGCAGGACUUCAGGUCACUCUGGACCAGCCCAUGAUGCUCUGCCUGCUGUUUUUCAUCUGGUUUAUUGUGAAGUAA
This is a messenger RNA of Balaenoptera musculus (blue whale), 596 nucleotides long. RefSeq names its product prion like protein doppel (gene PRND). Gene Ontology annotation, cellular component: membrane. The transcript has 2 exons. Gene Ontology annotation, biological process: protein homooligomerization; intracellular copper ion homeostasis. The record is from RefSeq and is a predicted model, not a curated record. Gene Ontology annotation, molecular function: copper ion binding. NCBI's taxonomy places the organism in Eukaryota, Metazoa, Chordata, Mammalia, Artiodactyla, Balaenopteridae. The coding region runs from base 60 to 596 and encodes 178 amino acids.